This is a messenger RNA of Pterocles gutturalis (yellow-throated sandgrouse), 4101 nucleotides long. It is a transcript of the gene SCAF11, whose product is annotated as SR-related CTD-associated factor 11. Gene Ontology annotation, biological process: spliceosomal complex assembly. The record is from RefSeq and is a predicted model, not a curated record. Gene Ontology annotation, molecular function: RNA binding. The transcript has 14 exons. Bases 1 to 4101 code for a protein of 1366 amino acids. NCBI's taxonomy places the organism in Eukaryota, Metazoa, Chordata, Aves, Pterocliformes, Pteroclidae.
AUGAAGAACAGAAAGCAAUGUGUUCAAGAUACUGAGGAUCAGAAGCAUGAAAGCAUGGAAGGUGAAGAAAAUGAAGAAAGCUGUUCCUGUUCUACUUUAUUAUAUGAUGGUGACACAUGCCCCAUCUGUCUGAACUGCCUUCUAGAACAAGAGAUUGGUUUUCCUGAGAACUGCAGUCAUACCUUCUGCAUGACUUGUAUUCUUAAAUGGGCUGAGACACAGGCUUCAUGUCCUAUUGAUCGCAGGCCGUUUCAAGCAGUAUGCAGGCUUGAUGCAUUAGAAGAGAAGAUAAAGGUUCAAGUUAAAAAUCAACCAAAGAGGAAGGAAGAAGAGGAAAACCGUACCUGCAGUAAGGGAAAAUAUAGCCAUGUGAAGAUGAGAAACUUUGUGAGAAGGGCUGUAUGUCCAGACAGAGGGCCAUUAACAGCAAAAUUAAGCGAAGUUGUGAAGAAAAAAUACAAUAAUGUUUUGUUUGACAAACGAAUCAAGAAAGCUUUGUCUGUGAAGAUAAACAAGCCCAGAAGACAGACCUGUUGGAAUGAGUGCUUCAGAACUAAUUUCUUCAGCACACUUAUGGCCGGUGGUAGUAAUGAAGAAUCCUUUUUUAGCUGUAGAAAUGACUGUACAGAAUUCACAGAAGUCAAUGCAGCGAUCAGACAGAAGAGACAAGAACUGGAAUUGUCCUGUUCAUCUGUGCUUGCUAGAGUUGAAAGAAUUCCUUUAGUGUCUUAUGGAGCUGAAGCUGAGACCUUUCUUCUCACUUCUACUAUGGUGGCAGGGGCAAUUCUUCCAACAAAUAUCAGGCCUUUGGAAAACUUUGAAACUUUAGGCAAAGGAUAUGCUGUCGCAUGUACGCAAGAAGGAGAAGAGAAAAAGCAAGCUUCGGGUUCAUCUGGAACUAGAGGAACUAGAAGGAAAUCAGUUAACACUACUCCUAGAAGAAGGUCUACACGGAACAGCAAAAAUGAGACUCUUGGUCAAUCUCGGAGCUCACCUCGGACAAGCAGUUCUGCGUGUGGUGCCUCUGAUAGCAAUAACCCAUCUCUCAAUAAAUCUCCUCCAGGAUCAGAGAAUGCUCCUCCGAAACGGAAGUCUAAAAGAACAGUUAAACAACAAACACCUGUGGUUAAAAAGAAACUGAGAAGUUCUGCGUGUUCUGAAAAAUUGCCCAGUGAUUCAGUGGAAGAUGAUGACAUUGCUGAGUCUGAAGCAGUUGUAACAUUAGAUAAAGACCAGCAGUCAGAUAAUGAAAGCAAUAACACAAGCCUUCUACAGAAAAAUAAGGCAGAAACAGAAUCUGCUAAUGGAUUGGAGAGCUGUAGUGAACAUGCAGGGACUGGAGAAACUACAGGAGAAUGUGACAAAGAUGAAGAUACUUUAGGCAACAUGGAUGUAAGUUUUUCUGUCCAAGAACCUCCAGUGCUAACUUCAGAGGGCGAAAGUCAGAAAUUUGAAGUAAAAGUUGUUACUGAAAAAAAUGGAGAUCAUAAGAAUCAGGACGUCUGUGAAAAUACUUUUGGACAAAUGGAAACAGUAGCCAGUCACAGAGAUGAAGUAUGUGACCAUGCAGCUUUUUCAAAAGUAGAUCAGACAUUGUGUAAUCCUCAAAAUGAAUUGAUGGAGAACAUAGAAACUCCAACAAAAAUUGAUCAACCCAUAGCUAGUCCAGAAAAUGAAUUGUUGGAAUAUCCAGAACCGUUGGGAAAAGAUCAGCCAUUAAAGAGCCCCAGAAGCAAAUUAUCUGAGCAUCCAGAAGCCACAGAAAUAGAUUAUUCUGAGGCUGAAGAGAAAACAGUAGAAGACUGUGCAAGUACAAAUAUUCAGAACUUAAAAACUGUUAAAGACGAAGAACCAGAUACAUUAAUACACAAUAUUUCCACAGACAGUACAUCAGAACAAUCCUUAAAAGAGAAGACCAUGCCAGAAAGUGAAGAGGGUAGAACUUCAGAGUCGCCUCAGGUAAAUGCUGAACAUAAACGUUUUGGUGAAGAUAACAAUGAAAUGAUACCAAUGGAUUGUGACUCAUUUUGCAGUGACCAGAAUGAACCUCAGAUUGAGCAGUUACCACCAGGUGAAAAUAUAGAGCAAGGAGAAGUGAACUCCUUACAGUGUGAUACGGGAAACUGUACAUCAGUUUCAGGACUUUCUGAUGAAAAAGGUGAAACUAUUCCUCAAGAAAAGGAGUGCCAGUCCGAACUCAAAAAAGAUAAAAAGCCUCGAACUAGAAGGUCUAGGUUUCACUCUCCAUCAACAACUUGGUCUCCUUCUAGAAGAGAGGGCAGGAAAUCUCAAUCACCAUCCCCUAAAAGGGAGAUGACGAGAGAUAGGAGCUCACGAUCACCCAAGAAGGAAACUGCGAGGGAGGGAAGGAGAUCUGUAUCUCGUUCUCCGAAGAGAGAGACACUUAAAGAUGAGAAAAAAACACCACCUCGAUCUCCCAAAAGGGAAUCUGUCAGGGAAAGCAGAAGAUCGUCUUCUCGAUCAAGAACUAAGGAUUCAUCUCCAAGGCAAAAAUCUAGAUCUCGAAGCAGUGAUAGAGAUAGUCAAAGAAGAGAUCGUGACAGAGAAAGAAGUAGGAGGUGGUCUAGGUCACGGUCACGAUCUAGGUCAAGGUCACGAUCUAGGACAAGAAAUAAAAGUUCUUCAUUCUCUAGAAAUGAGAGGGACAGUCAUUCACCUCGAUGGAAAGAGAGAUGGGCAAAUGACAGCUGGAGGAGUCCCAGAGGAAAUGAUCGAUACAGAAGAAGUGAUCAAGAAAAACAGAAUGAAAGUCUUAAAAAAGAAAAGGACAGUACAGAAAAAAACAGUGGUGAUCAGUGUUCUUCAGAUAAGCGAAGGAAUGAUUGUCCAGACUGGGUAAUGGAAAGGAUAAACUCUGUUCCUGAAGCCAGGAACAGAGAGAGAGAUAAACCACAUUGGGAAGAUGGCAGGCAUGAUAGUACAGGACACUCUUGGAAUAAAAACUUUGGCUCAGGUUGGAUUCCGAAUCGAGGAAGAGGUCAACGUGUCCGAGGUGGGCGUGGAAGAGGUGGUUUCAUGUAUGGAGACCAGAGUGAAAAUCACUGGCAAAGUAGAAAACCUCUCUCAGGGAACUCAAAUAGUUCUGGGAAUGAAACUUCAAGGUUCUCAGAACAUCAGCCAUACAAGCGUAAGAAUGAACAAGAUUAUUCUUUUGAUACACCUGCUGACAGAUCUGGGUGGACAUCUGCAUCCAGCUGGGCUGUAAGAAAGACUUUACCUGCUGAUGUGCAGAAUUAUUAUUCAAGAAGAGGACGCAAUUCAUCAAGCCCCCAGUCUGGAUGGGGAAUGAGACAAGAAGAGGAGACACCUGAAGAAGAUCCAAACCUCAAAGAUCAAGGCAACCAGCAAAGUGAUGGUUCUCAGUUACCAAUAAAUAUGAUGCAGCAACAAAUAAAUGUAAUGCCACAAGUGAAUGCACAGCACCAACCUAUGAAUAUCUUUCCAUAUCCAGUGGGUGUCCAUCCUCCCAUGAUGAAUAUGCAACGAAGUCCUUUCAACAUCCACCCUCCAAUGCCCAUCCAUCUCCCUACUGGAGUGCCUCUCAUACAGGUAGCUGCUCCCACAAAUUUGUCUCAGGGAUUACCUCCGCCUCCACCUCCACCCCCACCAUCUCAACAAGUCAACUACAUUGCCUCACAGCAAGAUGGAAAACAAUUGCAGGGUAUUCCAAAUGCUGCUCAUGUAAGUAAUAACAUGAGUGCUCCAGCCUUGCCUGCUCCGACAGCAGUCCUGGGAAAUGUGGGAGCAGUUCAGGGACCAAGUUCGGGUAAUGCAACAUCGUCAAGUCACAUCAAGAGCUCUAAUGCAGCUGUAAAAUUGGGAGAAAACAAAAAAUUGUUAAUUCAAGAAAAAGCGGCACAAGAGGUCAAACUAGCUAUUAAACCUUUCUACCAAAAUAAAGACAUCACUAAGGAAGAAUAUAAAGAAAUUGUACGGAAAGCUGUAGAUAAAGUUUGUCAUAGCAAGAGUGGAGAAGUUAAUUCUGCAAAAGUGGCAAAUCUAGUGAAAGCGUAUGUAGACAAAUACAAACAUUCACGGAAGAAAAAUCCUGAAGAGGCAGUCUCUUGUGAAAGGAAAUAG